UCUUCUUCGAAGCACCUCCUUCCUCCUCUUUCGACACCAAAACCAACCUUCACGCCGCCGAGAGAAACCAACACAGAUAAAGAGAGAGAGAGAGAACGAGAUGGGGAAGGGUUCUAAGAGUUCAAGAAAGGGUAAAAAAGCAUGGAGAGCUAACAUAAGCACCGAGGACAUCGAAGACUUCUUCGAGAAAACCACCAAAGACGCUCUCUCCGGUGGAAACCUCUCCGCCGCUCCCAGCGAGGACCUCUUCCGCGUCGAGAAGUCUCACGACCUUCCGGUGAAGCGUAAGAUUGAGAAGAGCAGAGAGAAAGUGCUUCGGUGUGACAGUGUUUUAAAGAAGAACCCAUUUGUCCAGGUGGUGUCAUCUUCCAAGCCCAAGUCAAAGAUCAGUAAGAAGAAGAAGACAAACGCUGUAGAAAGCAAAACACCUAAACAAGCUCAAAGUAACGUUGAUGAUGAUUCUGUAAUGAUGGACUUGUGGGGCGAUGAUAAUAAAGGAGAAGAUGAGAGCAACCCUAGAAAGAUUUGGAAAAUGACUACGACUAUUCCAGCAGUAGAAGUUGAUCCUGCAGGAUGCUCAUACAACCCUACAGCUGAAAGUCACGAGGAUAUGUUGGCUGAAGCAGUUGCUCAAGAAAUGCAGAAAGUUUACAAAACUGAGCUAGGACCUGAGCCUGUGCCUUUGACUAUCGAUGGGAACAACAAUAUCGAAGACGAGGCGGGUCUUUUGAGUGUGUGCAAUAGAAUAAUCAACGGAAAGAGUGCCUACUUUCUUGGUGUGGACAAUGGUAGCGAAGGUGAAGAGGAAGCAGACGCUGCAAAUGAUGUGUCUGAAGCUGGGAACAAAACCGCAAGAACAACAAAGAGAGUGACACGUGUGGUGUUGAACAAGCGAGCUAGACAAAAGGCUCUACGUAAAGAGGAGACGAAGGAGAAGCAUAAAGAGAAGUUAUCAAAAGAGAUUGACAGGUAUUUUGAAUUAAUGCUUCUCAAAAUAUUAUUCUUACUAUUUUUUUAUUUUUGUAGCUUGCCGAAAAUUAUAAAAGAAAUAGCUGAAGAUGAUAAGGAGAAGCUGAAUAAAAAGAUAAGACAGACCAUUGCUAAGGAGGAAGUGCUUAAGAUACGUCCUCCUCGUUUGGGAAAGCACAAGUAUGAGGCUCCUCCUGUUCAGGUUCUCUUAACAGAAGAGAUGACCGGUUCACUUCGUAAGCUGAAGGCGUGUUGCACACUUGCAAGAGAUCGAUUCAAGAGCCUUGAGAAGAGAGGAAUACUUGUUCCAUCAAAGACCAUUAGAAGGAACUAGGAGUUCUUUCACUGUAACGGCUGGUUUUAAAAACAACUUUUUACUAUGGUAACAGCAGCGGAUACUAUAAUCAUAUAUGUUGUGUUUUGACAUUAAGUUUUAAUCUUUGGCAUUUUGCUUCAAUCUUUUUUAUAACAAAUCAGUAAUGAAAUAAUAUUCUACUUUGUUUGGUUUUA
Molecule: messenger RNA, 1479 nt
Organism: Brassica napus (rape)
Lineage: Eukaryota; Viridiplantae; Streptophyta; Magnoliopsida; Brassicales; Brassicaceae
Product: ribosome biogenesis protein NOP53-like
Exons: 9
Coding region: 101-1303 (400 amino acids)
Biological process (GO): rRNA processing; ribosomal large subunit assembly
Cellular component (GO): nucleolus
Molecular function (GO): 5S rRNA binding
Source: RefSeq, a predicted model, not a curated record